UCGUAAUUCAAAUUUACACCUUUUUAUCGAUUAAACUUUUUUUCGAUCCAUUGCGGCGAUGUUCGGAAUAAAACACAAUGAAUGUGUUGGAUUCGAAUCAAAAUGGAAAGUGAAAAAAGUGUCUUCGGAAACCUCUACCCAAACCACCGAGUUUGGUGUUGCGGAAAAAGGCACUAGUACUCAAGGGAAAAUCAGUACUGAGGUGCAAACAGUGGCGGACGAAACAGUCUUAAAAAAGUCUUCCGAAGCUGAUAUGGAAAAAUUAGCCCAUUGGCUGUCUAAAAUAUACCCAAGUGUUAAAAAAGAGAUCGAUAACGCGAAUAAUUCAAGAGCUUUUAGGGGAUACAGACUGGCUAAAGACAGAAAUGACGCGAACUGUAAACUUUUACAAAACUUGAACGUUUUUAAAUCUGGCGAAAGUGGUGAUAAGGCUACAAGGGUAUCCGCAUUGACUUGGAACCGGACCGGAAAGACUAUUGCCAUAACGUGUAACUAUGAGCACACGUCUUGGUGUUAUCACCUAGGGGAAGUGUUCAUUUAUACGCUGAACAGAGAUGAAAGAUUACCUGACGUACCAAGAACAAAGUUGUCUACUGAAAGCUGUGUUAUGAGUUUAAAGUUUCACCCCGUCCAUCCAGCUAUUCUUGCAGCAGGAACGUUCGCUGGGGGAAUUAUAAUCUGGAACAUACAAAACGACGAAGGGGACGAUGUUGUAACCACCGCGAGCGCACACGAAGAAAUGGUGACCCAGUUGUCUUGGAUAACCGACAUAAACUCCUCGAAAUCUAUCAUAUUGGCCUCGUCUAGCACCGACGGGCUUUUAAAGCUGUGGACGUUCAAUGCAGCGAACGCAACGUUAACCGUCAAGGCUAAGUAUAAAGUAAAGCCUCCGAUUUUGGGCAACGUUCAUCGAAACGUAGAAACACCGGAGCAUGUAGAGAAGAAAGGGGGCCGUGGCGUCGUGUGUUUCGAUUUUUCGAGACACGUUGCCGAUUUAUUUGUUGUUGGAAUAGAAGGCGGACUAAUGGUGCAGUGCUCCGUGUUGGGCGCAACCCCACUUAAAGGGAACACCAAGGAAGAACCUCUGUUAGAUCCAGCGUUUAAAUAUUACGAGCCCCACGAAGGGGAAAUAACGUCAGUCAGCAUAUCGCCAAAUCGUAAUGACAUGUUCAUGACUAGCGGGACGGACGCUGAGAUCAGGAUAUAUCUUUUUGGACAGGAAGAACCCGCCCAAGUUAUUUUCAUGAGGAAUCCCUUAAACGACCUAAUGUUCGUGCCCCACGAGGACAAGUUGGUGGUCGGGUGUGGGUCGAACGGCAUUAUGGAGAUUUUCCAUUUGAUUACGGGAAGGGCGGUGGAGAAUGUUACCAAGGAGAAGGUAAACAAGCAAGUUCUGAGCAGUCUAGCGAUCAAUUGUGACAAGGCGAGUUUAAUUGCUCUUGGGACUCUUCAGGGCGAUUUGCAGUUGUGGAAUGUGCCUUGGCAGGCGUUUUCAAGAAACACGCAGUAGUAUGUGAUGCAGAAUAAAUUAGUAGUCAAAAAAAUACUUGAAACACUACAUUUCAGUUCUUUUUUCGAUUUUUUUUGUACUUUUCUAAUAAUAAAGUGUUUU
Molecule: messenger RNA, 1612 nt
Organism: Anoplophora glabripennis (Asian longhorned beetle)
Lineage: Eukaryota; Metazoa; Arthropoda; Insecta; Coleoptera; Cerambycidae
Product: WD repeat-containing protein 34-like
Exons: 10
Coding region: 59-1510 (483 amino acids)
Biological process (GO): cilium movement
Cellular component (GO): axonemal dynein complex
Molecular function (GO): dynein light chain binding; dynein heavy chain binding
Source: RefSeq, a predicted model, not a curated record